CACACCCCUUCGCGCGGAGAACGGAGAAACGAGGAACGCACAGUCGAUGAGGCCUCUGCGCGCCGUUGCUCUGCUCCUCGUCGCGGCGGCGGCCGCGGCCGCGGCGCCGCCGUGGGUGGGGAGCGGCCAGGACUACAGCUCGGUCAGCAAAGACGACUUCCCCAGGGACUUCAGCUUCGGGGCUAGCACAUCUGCUUAUCAGUGGGAAGGCGCGGCGGCGGAGGACGGCCGGACUCCCAGCGUCUGGGAUACCUUCGCUCAUGCCCGCGCCGGUGAUGGCUCUGUAAACGGUGAUGUGGCAGCUGACGGCUACCACAAGUACAAGGAGGAUAUCAAAUUAAUGAAGGAGACCGGGCUGGAUGCUUAUAGAUUCUCUAUCUCUUGGUCAAGGCUUAUUCCUAAUGGAAGAAGAGAAAUCAAUCCAAAAGGAGUAGAAUACUAUAAUAAUCUCAUCAAUGAACUUCUUGAUCAUGGAAUUCAACCACAUGCAACGAUUUUCCAAUAUGAUCUUCCUCAGAUCCUUGAAGAUGAAUAUGGUGGAUGGUUGAGCCCCCAAAUAAUUGGUGAUUUCACAGCAUAUGCAGAUGUGUGCUUUAGGGAAUUUGGGGAUAGGGUUACCAAUUGGACUACUCUAAAUGAACCUAACGCUUUAGUUUCGCUUGGCUAUGAUGCUGGUAUUGGGCCACCAGGGAGAUGUUCUAAACCAUUUGGGUUUGCUAACUGUUCCUUUGGGGGCUCUGUAAACGAGCCAUACAUUGUAGCUCAUAAUUGCUUAUUGGCUCAUAGUUCAGCUGUGUCACUAUACAGAAGAAAGUAUCAGGCAAAGCAACACGGACUUAUUGGCAUGAAUAUGGUUAUAAAUAACGUAAUACCUUAUACAAAUUCAACGGAAGAUAUUGCUGCAGCGGAAAGAGCACAAGCCUUCUACACAGGCUGGUUUUUGAAUCCUCUCUAUUAUGGAGACUACCCACUUGUGAUGAAGGAGAAUACCGGCUCCAAGUUGCCAAAAUUUUCUCGAAGCCAGUCUAAACAGCUAAUCAACUCUAUGGACUUUCUUGGUAUCAAUUACUACACAUUUUUGUAUGUGAAGGAUGACCCGCAUCAUGCUCCUAGCAACAAAAGGGAUUUCAGGGCUGAUAUGGCUGCUAAAUCAAUAUUUUCAAGCAAUUCUACCACCGGGUUCAAUGUGCCAGGUUAUGGUAUACAACAAGUGCUUGAACAUUUGAAGCAAUCUUAUGGUAAUCCUCCAAUCUAUAUCCAUGAGAAUGGGUAUCCAAUGCAUCAAGAUGUGGUAUUUGAUGAUGGCCCUAGGGUGGAAUUCUUGAGUGAACAUCUUAAAAACCUGCUUAUUGCUCUCAGGAAUGGUUCGAAUACUAGGGGCUACUUUGCGUGGUCGCUGAUGGAUUUAUAUGAACUACUUAGUGUCGGGGACACGUAUGGGCUCUAUUACGUGGAUUUUGCUGAUGAGGAUCUCAAGAGGUACCCAAGGAGAUCUGCUAUUUGGUACAAGGAUUUUCUCAAGGGGAGGCGCACCAAGAGAUUCUCCGAUCACUAGCUCUAGUUGUUCUCUGUAACAUGCAUGGUCCUUUAGGCCACCCAAUCCCCUCAAAACCCAAGCGUGCUACAACAGAUGGACAUACACUUCUGUGCAACAACAGUAAAAACACUUGCCUAAACAACAGAUGGGCAUACACUUCUGGUGCAACAACAGGAAAACGAAACUGUGAAUGUAAACAAGGCUCGAUUGAAACGGUGAUCCUUUUUCCCUCCAAUUUUUUGUGGACAACUGAGUUGUUGCUUGUGGAUUUCCUCAGCAUGAACUAUGGCACGGUUGUGUCACCACAGUAGCAACAGUGGUAUGCAUUUUUACUAA
Molecule: messenger RNA, 1873 nt
Organism: Hordeum vulgare subsp. vulgare (domesticated barley)
Lineage: Eukaryota; Viridiplantae; Streptophyta; Magnoliopsida; Poales; Poaceae
Product: beta-glucosidase 10-like
Exons: 13
Coding region: 47-1555 (502 amino acids)
Biological process (GO): carbohydrate metabolic process
Molecular function (GO): beta-glucosidase activity
Source: RefSeq, a predicted model, not a curated record